This is a messenger RNA of Pelagomonas calceolata, 1023 nucleotides long. The record is from the annotation of a GenBank genome assembly. NCBI's taxonomy places the organism in Eukaryota, Pelagophyceae, Pelagomonadales, Pelagomonadaceae.
CGUCUGCAUCGCAGCGCUGCUCAAAAGGGCUCUCAGACACACAUGCGCUGCGCCAUCGCUGUGGCAACUUCGUUCUCCACAGCGCUCACACUGGCUGCAGCCAUGGCAGCGCCGCGCACAGUGACACCUAGCUCCGGCCCUGUCUUGGUGACCGGCGCAUCCGGCCUAGUCGGCGCCAACGUCGCCAAUCAGCUGCGCAAGGAGGGCUACAGCGUGCGCGCCGCCGUGCGGGAAACGUCGGCCGAGAAGAACGAAUUCCUGCGAGCCAUGGGCUGCGAGCUCUUGCGAGUGCCGGACCUGCUGUCGGACGAGGGCUGGGCCGAGGCGAUGGCUGGGUGUGUGGGCCUGGCUCACGUGGCGUCACCUGUAGAUAUCGCUGGAAACACUCCCGAAGACGUCAUGAUCUCGCAGGCCGUCGAGGGCACGGAGCGCGCGCUGCGCUUUGCGGCCGAAGCCGGGACUGUCCGCAGAGUUGUGGUCACGGCGACGAUGGCGUCGAUCUGUGGCUCGCAACGCGAGAAGAAUCCUGAUCAUUUGUGGUCCGAGCUCGACAAAAACGACGCGCCGCAGACUGGGUAUUCGAAGGGCAAGACCGCCGCCGAGGCCAAGGCCUGGGAGCUCGCCGCUCAGCACGCCGACAAGUACGACGUGACUACGGUUCAUCCAGCGGUCGUGCUGGGGCCGCUGCUCCCGGGCCAGCGCGCGUCAUCUACUAUGUUGUUGCUGAAGCAGAUAUUGGAUGGCGCGGUCGUGCCAUCCAUGUUCGGCCUUUGCAGUACUACGGACGUGGCGGCGGUUCAUGUCGCUGGGUUGAAAGAGGCUUCGACGGCUGGUGAGCGUUACCUCGUGUGUUCGCGGGACCAGUUCUCUACUCUAGACAUCGCGGAGCUCCUGAAAGAGCACGCGCCAGAUCAGUCCGCGGGCGUAGACUUGGCGAAAUGGCGCGCCGACGAGAAGGUCGCGGCGCUCAAGCCCAAGAAGCCUAGUACCGACAACGCCAAGGCCUGCGCGCUGCUCGGACGA